Pelmatolapia mariae (spotted tilapia) is the source of this 7188-nucleotide messenger RNA. RefSeq names its product OTU deubiquitinase 7B (gene otud7b). NCBI's taxonomy places the organism in Eukaryota, Metazoa, Chordata, Actinopteri, Cichliformes, Cichlidae. The transcript has 12 exons. Bases 354 to 3119 code for a protein of 921 amino acids. The record is from RefSeq and is a predicted model, not a curated record. Gene Ontology annotation, biological process: protein deubiquitination involved in ubiquitin-dependent protein catabolic process; protein K48-linked deubiquitination; protein K11-linked deubiquitination. Gene Ontology annotation, cellular component: nucleus; cytoplasm. Gene Ontology annotation, molecular function: cysteine-type deubiquitinase activity; zinc ion binding; K63-linked polyubiquitin modification-dependent protein binding.
GACGUUGUUGUUGUAAGUGGUGGAGAAAUUACUUUGUCGCUGGUGGUCCGGUUUGGGAUUUUACGCACCGUUCUCCAUAUGAGGACACUAAAAAGUUAGAAGUCGUUGGUACUGGAAACGUAUUUGCUAUUUACAAGUUGGCACUUGCUGGAAAAUUGAAUGGGACGAUGAAAACAACAUCUGCGAGGCCGCUAAAGGUGUGGCUGACAGACUAGCUGAAGGUAGAGGCCGACUCCACCUUAUCCAUUCGCUUUGCUGCCCUGUCGGGGAGAGCAGAGUACAGUUUUCUUUCUUUCCCUCUCUCUCUUUUUAAUGCCUGGAUGCAACCCGCCAACUUGUGAAUUCAUGAUCACAUGACCGUGGAUAUGGACGCAGUCCUGUCCGACUUUGUCCGUUCCACUGGAGCUGAACCGGGAUUGGCCAGAGACCUGCUAGAGGGCAAGAACUGGGAUUUCACUGCUGCCCUCAGUGACUUUGAGCAGCUGCGACAGGUGCAUGCUGGGAACCUGUCGUAUUCGUUCACAGAAGAGCGAACGUAUCUGCCCCCUGAAAAGGAGAUGGCUCGGGUAGGACGGCCUAUACUCCAUCGCCAAGAUGAGGUGGUGCAAGCUACAGAGAAGCGUUUGUCGAGGGGUAUUUCUCAUGCUAGCUCUACCAUCGUUUCUCUGGCCCGCUCUCACGUCUCGAGCACCGGCGGUAGCAGCAAUGAGCCUCUUCUGGACACGCCCCUGUGCACUUUCCAACUGCCAGACCUCACUGUGUACCGGGACGACUUCAGGAGCUUCAUUGAGAGGGACCUUAUUGAGCAGUCCAUGAUGGUAGCCUUGGAGCAUGCCGGGCGGCUGAACUGGUGGACAAAAGUGGUUUCAAACUGCCAGAGUCUGCUACCUCUGGCAACAAGUGGAGAUGGAAAUUGCCUGCUGCAUGCAGCCUCGCUCGGUAUGUGGGGCUUUCACGACCGAGACUUGAUGCUGCGGAAGUCCCUGUACGCGCUGAUGGAUCACGGGUUGGAGAGAGAGGCACUGAAGCGCAGGUGGAGGUGGCAGCAGACCCAGCAGAACAAAGAGUCUGGGCUGGUGUACACGGAGGAGGAGUGGCAGAAAGAGUGGAAUGAACUGUUAAAGCUCGCCUCCAGCGAACCGAGAAUACACUACAGCACCAACGGCACCAACGGAGUGGAGUCUUCAGACGAGCCAGUUUAUGAGAGUUUGGAGGAGUUUCACGUCUUUGUCUUGGCUCAUGUCCUUAGAAGGCCCAUCGUGGUGGUCGCUGACACCAUGCUGAGGGACUCGGGAGGAGAGGCUUUUGCUCCCAUCCCAUUCGGAGGCAUCUACCUACCGCUGGAAGUGCCAGCUGCCAAGUGCCACCGCUCUCCGCUGGUCCUGGCAUACGAUCAGGCGCACUUCUCUGCUCUGGUCUCCAUGGAACAGAAGGACAGCUCGAAAGAGCAAGCAGUUGUGAUCCCUCUCACUGACUCAGAGCACAAAAUGCUGCCACUGCACUUUGCUGUGGAUCCAGGGAAGGACUGGGAGUGGGGGAAAGAUGACACAGACAACGUGAUGCUAGCAAGUGUGGCUCUUUCUUUGGAGGCCAAGCUCCAGAUGUUGCACAGCUACAUGACGGUCACCUGGCUGCCCCUGCCAUGCGAGCAAGCCCCGCUGGCCCAGCCGGAGUCUCCCACGGCAUCAGCUGGAGAAGAUGCCCGGUCGCCUCCUGACUCCGGAGAAUCGGACAAGGAGUCUGUCAGCAGCAGCUCCAAUGGCAACGGAGACACAACCACAGGAUCAACAGUCAAUGGAGGGGGAUCUUUGGCCAAGAACAGCUCCUCCUCUUCAUCUAGUUCAUCCAGCAGUGGAUCAGCAGGGAAGGACAAAACCAAGAAGGAGAAGGACAAGGAUAAAGACAAGAAGAGGGCAGACUCUGUGGCCAAUAAGCUUGGCAGUUUUGGAAAGAGCCUGGGCAGCAAGUUUAAGAAAAACGUGGGUGGGCUGAUGCCAGGAAAAAAUGUUGGAGCUGGAGGUGCCAAGCAAGAGGGUGGGGAGAAGAAGAAAGGCUCAUUUAGAGGGAGGAAGGGCAGCAAGGAUAGCUCGCCUUCAGCCCACGCCUCUGAGGAUUCUGGGAAAGGCUCUCCCUCCUCGGGCAGCGAGCGUCUCAAUGGAGCCGGGAGCAGCAUGAGCAGCAGUGGUGGGAGCAGCACUGAGAGCGAGCCCUACAAGUACAGCGCCGAUGUGAAGGUCAGCCUCGGCAUCCUGCGGGCCGCCAUGCAGGGGGAGAGGAAGUUCAUCUUUGCCAGCCUCCUCACCACCAGCAACAGGCAGCCCUUCCAGGAAGAGAUGAUCCAGCGUUACCUCGCCGAUGCAGAGGAGCGCUUCCGGGCUGAGCAGGAACAACAGCGCCGCGAGGCAGAGAGGAAAAGCAUCGCUAACAGCCUCCAACCACCCAAGAAGGAGGUGGUUGGUUGUUCAGAGCUAAGUUACCGGCCUUACGAGCCCAAAGAGGAGCUAUCGGAGAACUCGUCGCCUUCCUUCAACACGCUUAAGCUGUCUCCUUUGAGUCCCUCUAUGUACUCGGCUGUUGUGCCCAUCCCCAGGCCCUCCUUCAUUGACCAGCCUCUUCCUGCAGCCCCCCUGACCCAGCAUCUUCACGUGCAUAGCUACGUUGAUAAUCGACGCCAGCUAGCUGGUGGCUCCUCGGCAAUCUCUUACCCUGGCCUCCCCUCGUAUGCAACCCUCCCCCGGCACGGCCCCACAGCACAGCCUCCCUCCCAUCCCCAGUACAAUAACUCGCAAGGCCCCUCCUCCCUCAGUCCUUCCCGCCUCGCACCCUCAUAUCCCCCCGAAUUCGACCCACCGGACUACCCCGGGGCUGAACUCACCACUGGGAACUACACCAACGGCUUCCGGGACAUGAGCUCCAAUCUAGACUGUCGGAACGGGCAACCCCCUGUCAGACACUACUCGUUGGGCAGUGCCAGCGGAUUGGCCGGCCUGCAGUCCAGCCGCUGUCGGACACCCAACUGCAACUACUACGGACACCCCGAGACGGGCAACUACUGUUCCUACUGUUACCGGGAAGAGCUGAAGAAGAGGGAGACAGAACCGGCCAUCCACAGGUUCUGAGCAGACCUCGUUGUGGCUUGAAUUUGACGAGUGGCCUUUUUCACGACUGGAGCAGAUCAACCUGUAGAUGGACGAGGGAAAGGGCAACCACCUCCCUCAUCUUUUAUUCUUAGCCGUGUCAUUACCUGUUGAAAGUACCAAGUGAGGCUACAUAACUACAGGAUACACAAGGUGGUCUUUGACUGUCAGGGUCACGUUAGACCGUAGAGUAAACUGCACUUCUGUUACAUUUUGCUGUGGCUCUUAUGCAGGCGUUGUGUACGAGUGUGUGUGUGUGUGUGUGUGUGUGUGUGUGUGUGUGUGCGCGUGUGUGCGUGCGCGUGUGCGUGCGUGCGUGCAUGCGAACUACAAACUCUCCUCAAUUCUUGGAGUUGGAACGCCUUGCUACUAUCUCCUCCUAGUGGAGCGAAUGUAUAUGGCAGGCAUCAUACAUGACACUCAUCAAUACAUGUACAGAACACACAUCCACACUAAGUAAUACUUACACUACAACAUAAACAGAGAUGCAAGCACAAACGGAAAAGGCGUGAGUGUCUCUGCUCCAUUUCUAUUCUGUGAUGUUUGGAUUGGUUCAUUAAGGGAUGUUUGAAGUCACGUCUGGUUAUAAGGUGAUUUCAGUGUUACAGAUACAGAGAUUAACACUAUUAUCAUUAGAUGCUUGUACCUCGGGAAACGGCACAAUUAAUCCUCGUCGAGUUGCUUUUUUUCCUCUUUUGUCGCAUAAAAUGCACACUGAAACUGUUGUGUGAUGCUCAUGAUAAGCGUUCUGUAGGCUGCUGCGGUGCUAAUGUUACAGAACGCGUUUAGACGACUGCUCUGCACUGCACUCAUUCGGGCAAAGUAACUAUCACUUAAAAAAAAUUCUGCAUUUUUUGUCCAAUGCUGUAAAUUGGAUUAUGAAGAUGUCAGCCCGCCCGCACCCCCCUUUUUUCUUUAAUAUUAAGAGCUAUUGACCAGGUCACAUGAUUGACCAGGCAUUAUAGAACAAAGACAAGAUAGAAACAUAGUACGAUGGUAAGGUACUGUCCCGGUCCAGAGUAUUUCUUCUGUUUGUUGGAAUGUUUUUCUUUUUGUACUCGGGUCUUCCUGUUUCCUGUUACAAUGGUUGAUGUUUGUGUGGCCUCGGGAUGCAAUAAUAUGUGAAAUGUGAGAUGAAACUUAAUGUUCAGAACAGCAGAUUUUUGGAGACAACAGUCAAUAACUUAAAUUAGUUGAACAUUAGUAAGCACACUUUGGGAUUUUUAGGAGAAAAUUUAUGGCUUUGUUACCAAACAUGUUGCGUUAAUCAGUGGCGAUUUCUCUCUCCAUGACACAAACUGACACAAACACUCGCCUGGAUGUGAGAAACUGACAUGGUAUUAACAAAUUCUGGUUAUUUUUUUUUUUAUAUUAAUUUUAUAAUAUUUUCCCUCUGUUCUUUCUGAAGGUUUAGAAAUGUAAAACAUGUUUUAUGUGGUCUCCCCUGAAAUUUUAAUUAAUAAGGUGUUCUGAUUAAUUAGCUGCUUAUUGGUUUGGCUAUUUACUGCAAAUUCAGAGGUUCUGCUGAAGUUUUUUUGUUUUUGUUUUUUUUGUUUUUUUGCAUUCGGUCUGUCAAAGUUGGUUGUUUUUGCACAAAUUUGAGCACUUUUCCUGAUGUCUGUGAACUCAGAGCUUUACUGGUUUUUAGUUGGUGAUCACUGCAGACACUGCCACCUCUGGUUCUGGGAAAUCAGAGGCCACGGGUCAGAAGAUUUUCGUUGCAGGACGCAGAAGAACUCCAGCAUUUCAGUGAUAGUGUCACCAUCUCGCUCAGUGUCCCAGUUGCCUUUUUUCAGCAUUUGCAAACCAAGAGGCCGACUUCAAGUAUCCACUGCUUGCCUGCAGUUUUCACAAAUACUGUACCCAAAACUCAGCAAAUUAUUUCAUGAGUCUGAUGAAGUGUUCAGUUUGAUUUUUGCUUUUUUUUUUUUCUUUAAGGCUGUUUUGGUUGUUGGCAAAUUAAUUUCUAAUAUUUAUUAUUUCCCCCCUGUAAUUAAGCCAUGGUGAUUAACUUUGACAGAGCAACUCUGGUUGUUGUACUCUUGUAGAUUCAAUAUUUUCUUUGGCGUUGAGCGCUUUUCAGAUGUGAGAUGCUUGACAUCAUGCUGUUAUUGCUUUUUAACACUGGCGACACUGAUGGAGAGAGCCACUGUGUACAUCCAUAUGUGCAAAAUACUUUACAUCAGCUCGAGAAGUCUGACUGUGUUUAAUUCGCAGUCUGAACCUCCACAUCAGAUUCAGAGAAAGAGGUCUCUCUCUUCUGGACUGAGAAAAGAAAGAAGUAUCAGUAUCAAAUAAGUAACACAGUCAGAGAUGUCAUGAAGUGGCUGUAAUUUGUGUUUCUGGUUUUCUCUGAUGAGCUGAGCUAGUGUCAGUCAAUGUUUUCAUUUUAGUACAAUUCCCACAUUACUUACUAAACCUAAAAGAAUACAGUAAUCCUCACCUGCAGCUGGAGCACAGCUGGCUCCCGCGUGACCAGCCUUAAAAGAAAAGCAUACAUAAACCUAAACUGGCAACUGGCAGUUGGCCUCGUAGAUUUGCUGUUGUGACUUUUACAGAAAAGGAUCAGGGUGUCUUCAAAGGGCUUUAGAGAAGCACAAUUCAGUCUGCAAUACACUGCCUCUUCCAAACGAGGGCGCCCUUCUUUCGUUUUUCUUGGUUUGUGCUUUUCUCUCCUGCAAACCUGCAAACACACGAAACCAAAUGUUUCUGACUAAUUUCUUCAGGCUUAAUUUCACACUGUGUAACACAGUAUUUUCUCUAAUGCUGGUCAAAGGACCAGAAUUUCUUCAGCUUUUUUCUUUUUGCUGUGCUUUAUAGCUUUAACAACAUUAAAACACUGACGUUUCGCUCUUUCCCCAAAAGGCAUUUGCUGUGUUUGUGUGUCAUCAUGUGUUCAUGAAAGUGGAUUUGUUUUCAUUGAGAUGAGACCCGACCGGCACGUGUUUCUCUGAGUGGUGAUGCCUGUUUUGUUUUUUGUUUUUUAAAUUUAAUUAUUUUUUUAUGUGUAUGUGUGCAUACCCUUUCCUUCCCUCCAUAGUAAUAAUUAGCUUACAAACCUUUUUUCAAUUUAAUUUUUUUGCAAUGACAUGGAUGCCUCAGAAACAUGUAAAACAUCAGACUUUACAGGCUACGAACACUUUUUUUGUAUUGAAGAAAAAAAAACAGUGAGAGGAUGUAUAAAUAUGUUCGGAGUUAUUUUUGUAAGCCCAAAGUUUUACAGUGUUUUUAAAGGGUAAGAAUGUAUAUUGUUGGACAUGAAAACAGGUCGGGAUUGUAAGAGGCUGUAUUUGGGGUACAACUGGUGUUAAGAAUAAAGACAUUUUGGCUGUUGAAGGUGACCCCGCAGACGAGCCUUUUCAUACUUGAGGCUCUCCCAUUGCAAACUAAUUUCCUCAAUGCUGACCUAAUAAUUCGAGAAUAUAUAUUUAUAGUGAGAUUUUUUUUAAAUAGGGUUCCUUGUGGAAUGUUUAGUUGAAAUGAUUUUAGGAUGUUCUUUCUCACAUGGCUAAUUGUCUAGCAGUCUGGCUUUUAUUUUAUUGCCUUUUCUUCUUUAAUUUGUAAAUUAGGUUUUAUUUUCUGCAGCAACCAUUUCCUGUGCUAAAACAUGACAGGUGAUAUUGACCCAGCUCAUUUCCUCCAAACCAGAAGAGAAAUGGCUCAGAAUUAGUUUGGUGACAAAACCGAUCCAAAUAUAUUUUUCUAUAUCGUUGACACUGUCGUUUCUGUGAGAGCAGAAGAUUCCUCCUCAGAAACAUUAACAUGGAAUACUUUUGAGUUGCAUGGGACUGAAAAUGUUGCAUGUAAAUGGCAAACCAUUCUACCAAAUUUGUGCAUUGUCUGAGCUUAAUUUCAGCUGUCCUGGUAUUUUAGUUGGUUUUAUUUAAUUUUAUUUUUUUCGAAUAAAUAUUUUUAUUUUUUCCUUUUAGUUUUGAGAGGAGAGCUCUAAGGCUGUGUGACAGUGCAAUCUGGACAGAAAGAACAUCAGAUUUUAUGUUAGGUUGUUAUUAUUAUUAUUAUAAUUAUUAAUUUUUUUGCACCGUUUGAAUAA